Esox lucius (northern pike) is the source of this 945-nucleotide messenger RNA. RefSeq names its product small VCP interacting protein (gene svip). Gene Ontology annotation, biological process: negative regulation of VCP-NPL4-UFD1 AAA ATPase complex assembly; positive regulation of autophagy; negative regulation of retrograde protein transport, ER to cytosol. Bases 249 to 482 code for a protein of 77 amino acids. The record is from RefSeq and is a predicted model, not a curated record. NCBI's taxonomy places the organism in Eukaryota, Metazoa, Chordata, Actinopteri, Esociformes, Esocidae. Gene Ontology annotation, cellular component: endoplasmic reticulum membrane. The transcript has 4 exons.
CUCACACAUUUAAGUAGGCUAACACGUUGGUUGAGCGUGAUUAAUGUGGGUGUCCGAAGGACUCAGGACUUCUCCAGAGCAGUUUCUCAAUGAACAAAGCUCUUGCAGCAAGCACCGGAUCAUGAUGGGUGACGACGGGUCCUGGUGGAGACCGGCUGAUAGAUUAGACGAUCCCAUUGUCUUCAGCAUGGAACAAGGGAAUACACAGGCACCGAAAUUAUGAAGUUCGUGCAAACGAGUUUUUCUUAAUGUUUUCGAGAAACCCAACCAAAGUAGGUGUGUUAGGACUCGCUAGCCGUCAAACAUUAAAAACUGACACUAAAAAGUUGAUCGCCUUGCUCAAGUACAGUACUAUGGGGAUGUGCCUACCGUGCUUCGGCGGUACUGCCGAAGACGUGGUACCCACACCAGAUCCAGAGACGAGGAGACGUCAGCUAGCCGAGGCAGCUGAGAAGAGACAGAAAGAGUGGCAGGUUGGCUAAGAAGAUGGACAUGGAGACAUCCUGAAAGGUUCUAUCUAUAAUGGGUUUCAGCCAAGAACAUGAAGUAUCCUGGUACCAGUUGACAUUUUGGCUGUCUUUUUAUUUCUUCUUUUUUUUUUUUAAUGCAAGCUUUUUCAGAGGAAACUGCGUGUCUGCAUCUGCCGAGUGUGUAGAAUAGUUUUGCCGUGCUUCAGUGCUGGUAGAAAGAUUCUUCUGCCUGUUGUUGGCAGUGUGACUCAUGGGUCCAUGGCUCCCCUAAUGCCAAGAUGUACAUGAGAUCCAGAAGCCAGCCUGGAACAGAUGGGAUGACAGUGAUAUGGCAUAAAUACAGGAAAUAUGCUAACAGCAAAUAUGCUAACAGCACAUCUGGAAACUGUAGCAGGCGUCUUGCAGCUCUCUCUUUCUUGCCUUGUCUCUCUGCCUGCUCUCUCUCUGCCCUGUCUCCGCCCCCUCUCCCAGCCCU